AUGCCUGCUUUGCGUGAAGACUCUGUCUAUUUGGCCAAGUUGGCUGAACAAGCCGAACGUUAUGACGAAAUGGUCGACAACAUGAAGGCCGUUGCCUCGUCCGGCCAAGAGCUCUCCGUCGAAGAGAGAAACUUGUUGUCUGUUGCCUACAAGAACGUUAUUGGUGCUCGCAGAGCUUCAUGGAGAAUUGUUUCUUCAAUUGAACAGAAAGAGGAGGCCAAGGGUAACGAGUCCCAGGUUUCGCUGAUUAGAGACUACCGUUCUAAGAUCGAAUCAGAGCUCACCAGAAUCUGUGAUGACAUCCUCUCUGUGCUAACCAACCACCUGAUUCCAACCGCUCAAACCGGUGAGUCCAAGGUGUUCUACUACAAGAUGAAGGGUGACUACCACAGGUACCUCGCUGAGUUUGCCGUUAGCGACAAGCGUAAGGAGGCGUCUGACUUGUCAUUGGAAGCAUACAAAUCUGCCACCGACGUUGCCAACACGGAGCUUCCUCCAACCCACCCAAUCCGUCUUGGAUUGGCUUUGAACUUCUCUGUCUUUUACUACGAAAUCCUCAACUCGCCAGACAACGCUUGCCAUUUGGCCAAGCAGGCUUUUGACGAUGCCAUUGCUGAGUUGGACACGUUGUCCGAAGAAUCAUACAAAGACUCCACUUUGAUCAUGCAACUGUUGCGUGACAACUUGACGUUAUGGACUUCAGACAUGUCUGACGCCGGUGCGGAAGAGGCUGAGAAGGCACCAGAAGCUGAGGAGAAAUAG
Kuraishia capsulata CBS 1993 is the source of this 762-nucleotide messenger RNA. RefSeq lists its product as uncharacterized. The transcript has a single exon. Gene Ontology annotation, cellular component: cytoplasm. Gene Ontology annotation, biological process: signal transduction. The record is from RefSeq and is a predicted model, not a curated record. NCBI's taxonomy places the organism in Eukaryota, Fungi, Ascomycota, Pichiomycetes, Pichiales, Pichiaceae. Bases 1 to 762 code for a protein of 253 amino acids.